Molecule: messenger RNA, 9606 nt
Organism: Mizuhopecten yessoensis (Yesso scallop)
Lineage: Eukaryota; Metazoa; Mollusca; Bivalvia; Pectinida; Pectinidae
Product: nuclear distribution protein nudE homolog 1-like
Exons: 10
Coding region: 481-1500 (339 amino acids)
Biological process (GO): centrosome localization; vesicle transport along microtubule; chromosome segregation
Cellular component (GO): kinetochore; kinesin complex; centrosome
Molecular function (GO): microtubule binding
Source: RefSeq, a predicted model, not a curated record
UCCGGGCGGAAAGAAAUAAAACAGCUAGGGGGCUGUCCGAAGGAAACGUGAUAUUUCUUUACAUCUCAGCCAGGAGUGAAACGUUUACUUUGUGUUUUACCAAAAUGUGAAUAUGUCAUUUGAUAUAUGUGAAUUCAUGGUCGUUAAAUUUUCACGGUUCGGUGAGAAAGUGCUUUGGUGUUGGGCAUCCAAGCUCAGCAUCAGUCAAAAUCGUCACAACCCUGUGUUCAAGUUCUCGGAUUAGGCACUCCUUCUCGCCAAACUCCGUGUCUAUAUCAACAUUUCUCUAGGAAAGGGAUUCCUACACCUAAUAUUUGUAUAUUGUUUGAAAAGAUGAACGGCUAAAUAUCUUCAAUAUAGUGGUUCAUCGAUUGUUGUGAUUUUGACAGCUAACGGUUUUGUUGAUAACCGAUAACAGAGAAUGAUAUAAUGUAAUAAGUGUUAUUGAUAUUUUAACAGAUUAAAACUAUUAAAUACAAAAUGGACGAUAGUAAAAGGUUUACAACUCCACAGGAGGAGAUUAUAUUCUGGCGACAGACGGCAGAGCGUUUUAAACAUGAUCUGGAAGAUGGCAGGGAAGAGCUUGAAGAAUUCCAGAUCAGCAGUCGAGAACUAGAAGCAGAAUUAGAAACACAACUGGAACAGUUGGAAAAUAAAAACAAAGAACUGACUUCAGAUAGAUCUAAGUUACAAACUGAAAAUGAAUCUCUCAGGGAAAAGCUAGAGCACAUCCAGUCACAUUCAUUCAGGAAACAGACAGAGCUGGAGGAUGAUCUUGCUCAGGUGACGGCUUACAAGGACGAACUGCAGAAGUAUAUCAGGGAACUGGAACAGUCCAACGAUGACCUGGAACGUACCAAGAGAGCAACUGUGGUGUCUUUAGAAGACUUUGAGCAAAGAUUGAAUCAGGCGAUAGAAAGAAAUGCCUUCCUUGAGAAUGAGCUGGACGAGAAAGAAAACCUUGGGGACACUGUACAGAGGCUGAAAGACGAAGCUAGAGAUCUUCGUCAAGAACUUGAUGUAGUCACGGUGAAGAAGCCCACAGUCCCUAAGGAGCACUCGCUGAAGGAGCCCGAGUCUCCAGAUGGAACUAAGUCGUCACUGAGCCCCUCACCAGGCUCCACGGCCAACAAUACACCAACCGACGGCAACAAGUUGGUGGAUAGCGGCUACAUGGGCUCCCAGAUCAUGGCCUCAACACCUAGUUUUAAACGUCUGCCCAGUACCAGUGGAGGUACGCCCCUCACUCCCUCUGCACGUAUCUCCGCUCUCAACAUUGUUGCAGAUUUAUUACGAAAAGUUGGAGCCCUGGAAUCCAAGUUAGCCUCUUGUCGAAACUUUGUAAAGGACCAGCCAAGAAGUGGUAAGCCUGGAGGUACUGGUGGCAGUCCGUCAAAUUCACCGAGGUCUGACGUCCUGCAUGGUGCAAGACUAAGGGCAAAGAGGUUAAACCGCGGAGCAUCAGUCCCCCCUCAGCAGGGCGUGAAGAUACCAGUAUAGAGCACCGAGACUUUGUGACAUACGGCCAGUGUUGUGAGGAACAUGUUUCUAGGAUUGGUCGCUGCACAGAGACAGAGAACAGGAUAUUUGUGUUUCCUGGAGACCAGAAAAUUGUUUAUGUAUAAAGUGUGACGUCCUGGCAUCAUGCUGAGAGAGAGUGACAGCAUGAGCCUCAAGAGUUUACGGUGCCAAGAAGCACACAACUUGUCAAACUCAACUUUUACUCCUAGGCUGGAGUGGACAAAUUUGAAAAGAGGCGACACUGGACAUAUACAUGAUACAUGAUUGUAAUGAAAAAGGUUUCUUGAUGAGAAAUCGGAAACAAAUUUGGCCAAUUUGACGAUAUUUUUUGGUUUGACAUUUGAGAACUUGGUGUGACUAUAUAGCAUAAAUAAGCCUUAUAAUAUACUUGUGAGAGAAAUUGUUUUGAUCGUGUUAAGAACACAUUAUGGGAAACUACGUGGAUAUUGUGUGUUUACGAUGCAUACAGUAUUGCUGUUGCGAGUGCCGUACGUCUAUUUUACAGAAAAUACUGAUAUUAUAUAUAUAUAUUAUAAUAGCAGCUCUUUGACUAUAUAGAGUGCUCAUGUCGCUGUCAUAUUUGUGGUUGUACUGAAAUAAUUCCUGUAUGCCGGGAAAUUUUCACCACGGCGUUACCUUUGCCUUGUUCGACCUCCGUAAGUGGACGUACGUAUUUAUCAUGACACUAAAUAUAAGUAAACCAUGUUUCAAGUGGUGACAUGUGAAGGACGAAAUUAAUACAUGGGCGAAAAUAGAUUUUAACGUCAAAGGGCCAAAGUUUGACUGAACGGAAAUUUCCAGGUAUACAUUAUUCCAUAUUAUGAAGUGUUGUCAUUUUUUUAAUGUUGACGCUGAACCAUGCCUGAUUUGAGGGACCUUACGGGAGAUUUCUUUUUUCUUACUUUAUUUUUUUUCUUAUAUUUUAAGGAUAUAUCAUCUUUUUUUGAGCUGAUUUAAACACAUCAAAAUUUUGAUUCUAAAGCAACAUAUAAGUAUGAGAACAGAAUCAUAGAGUAAGGCUAGUAAGUGGUUGUUAUCUACUGCACAUAGUACAUUAAAUUAUCAAAACCAUUGUAUAUCUCAAAAUAUCAAUAUUGGUUCAUAUUGACCAUAUCACCCCUGUAUAAUUUUAGUAAACUCUGCUCUGCAUUGAUCUGGUGGAGUCCAUUCUGGUCUGCAGUGUUGAACUGGGGUUAAAUAUGCAUAUUGAGCUUUUUCUUACGUUAAAUGCCAUGCAUGUAAUAUGAAUUACAUUUCAAUACUCGAUAUUCACCUGGGUAAUGUAAACAUAUUUGUAUUUGUACUUGCAUAACUUUUGAUUCAGUUUUAUCAAAUACAACUAACUUUCCAGAGAUUUGAGAUUGAUCCUUAGUGAAUCUGAUCAGGUUUUUUAAAUAACAUAAUUUCAGAGAGAAACAAACCAUAAUACCAUUAACUCAUUCACCCCUGAAGACGCAUUUGAACUCUUCCAAUUCAAAGGUUGGAAUAGUGCAUUAUGAAAUUUCAAGGGUGAAUGGGUUAAGUAUUACAUUCAGUAGAGGUUAUAGUCAACAUUUAGUAGGGAAUUUAACUAGACAUAGUCUGUCAAUGAAAAAACAAUCUGUCAAUUUAUAUUAAACAUACUUGAAUUCUAAAUGAAAACAAUUCACAACAGCUCUCCAAGGUAUUUUAUACUGUCAGUAUUACCAAACAGAUAUUACACUAUAUACUACUAUCUGUACAUUCGAUGGUUACGUAUAUCAAGGAAUCUCAAACUGUAAUACUAAUAGGGCUAUAACCAAAGGAUCAGGGCACCUCUUUAUCUACACCACUGUUUGCACAGAAAAGCAAAUUUUUUUUUUCGUCAAAAGUCAAAUAUAGUUACUUAGAAUGAACAUGGGUUAGUUUGAAUCUAGUUUGGUAAAAUACAUUGAAAUUUAUUUUCAUCAUGGCUGCUUUCGUUUAACGCGAUCCAACGGCCAGUUGUUCAUUUAAGAAAUAAAGUCGGACCUACAAUGUAGUAAUCGGAUGCUAGCUCAGUUUUCAGGUGAGCCUUGACAAAGCCUUGCAAGGUCUGCAUGAACUUUUGCAGGUCCACCAGGAUUUAUCCGAAAAAAAUGUUAACAUUUAAAAUCAGACGAACCGCUUGUUCCGAUAAACGAACAGGCCCCAUGUUUAAGUCCUUUAAGGCCUUGUUUUGGUAAAAAUUUGAAAUGGAAUUUCACAAGUAUAAUGAAUACCUCAACUGAUACUAUAAACUAGUGCUGACCAUAACUCAUUUCACAUUUAGAAUGUUUGUUUGUAUUUUUUUUCUGUCUAGGUUCAUACAUUUUGGUUUUAGCACAUUAAUUCAGGGGCAUGUAUACAUGUAUAUAUACAAGAUAAAAAAACGCUGAGUCAGCAUUACUUGCCUUCUAUACAUAAAUUCUGAGGUAUUUGGAGUUUGUUCUGACUUUUUUCAUGCCUCAUUCAUGAUUUUGUUUGAAAAAGUCAAGAUAUUUUUUAUUAUUUUAUAACUUCAUUAAAAACAGUUCGUUUAUGAAAGUGAUCAGAUUAUCUUACUCAGUCAUAAAGAACAGGAUAAUGAGUUUGCAUCAUCCCUUAGGUGUUCUGACCAGAAGAUUUUGUGAACUGUACUUGACAUUUUUGAUUUGAUAUGUAAGUAAAUAAUGUGAUAAUUACGAACACAUCAUGUAUUGUACAUCCCAUUUGCAUCAGAGUUCUGUGUUUUUCCCCCAAGUUCUUGCCCCUGGCUACCUCUCUCAUCAUGCUGUUCUGGAAAUGGCUUCAGACUCAUCAUAGACUUAUAUCCUUACAGUGUCAAAUCAUCCCACACAUAAAUAUUAUAAUAAAUUAAUACCCUGCUUUAUGACACCGACAACUUCUGUCCGUGUUCAUCCGUAUGAUACUUAUCCCAUGUGUAAACUUGACACUCCCAAAAUAGAUUGACCUACAUUUUGUGGAGCUCUUGCAUUAGGACAAAAAAAUAAAAUGCUUUAUAGGUAAAUUCUACCUGUGAUUGAUAUUAAAUCUGCAUUUAGGAUCCCUGUUCUGCUGCCAAAACUGUAUCUAUGGACUUUUAUAAGUGUUUGCGAAUUGUUUCUGAAAAGAAAAACCAGACCUUAGACAUUUAACCCAUUCACCCCUGAAGACACAUUUUAGCUCUUCCACUUCAAAGGUUGGAAGAGGUGAUUGGGUUCAGGUAACUUUUACGACAAAAAAAUAAGGAUAAGUAAACAAAAUAAAAAUCAACAGAGUGAAAAUGCCAAGGGACCAGACCAGGAUUUGAACUCUGGGCCUCCGAUCGUUAAUCUGUCACACUAAACAGCUAAGCUAUCUUAUGAACCAUAAACGUAUGGCUUAAUCAUGCUAGUUAUUUCCAGAAUGAAAUUAAGGGGAGAUUACUCUACAUACCAAAAAAAAAAAAAUUGGAAUUCUCCUGCUUCUUUGCCUUCAGUGGGAUGGGGAUCCUAAAAGUCAGUGAAAAACUGCCAUGGCAAAUAUUAGGCUGUAGAAUUCAUGUAUUUAUACUUCUAAAAAAACACUUUGAAAAAGAAUUGUGUAGAUCUAAAUAACUUCUGCAGUGUAUGAAAAAUUCAGAUGAGGUUUUCUGUGAAUUUAAUUAAACGGGUUUGACACCGUAAAGAUAUUCAUUGUUUUUCCGAAUGGCACUGUUUUAUAAUUUGUAAUGUCGUUCCAAAUUCUAUUCUAUCUCAUUCCAUUGUAUUAUGGUAUAUAUUUGUUAUUGUCACGCUGUUAGUUACUCACCAUUGUUUCUUCUCAGUUUUCAAACCAGAUGUUUUUUUGUGGUGAUUCCAAAGACAUCUAUUAUUAUGCUUUAAUUAAUGAUUGUGUAAAUAACUUGUGGUAGGAUUUUUCUAUGCAAUAUCAAUUUUGAACACUCACUCAAGUAAAUUGCCAAAGUGGUGAGCUAAUUAAUACACUGUGCCAAAAGUAUUUGAUAUUUGCCUGCAUAUACUCUACAAUUCAUGCAUCUUUCUUUUUUUUUUUCAAUGAACUUUCCCAAUUAUUAUUAAUUAUUGCAUCAUUAAAAAUGAAAUUAGACACCCUGUACGUUUUUGAUCUGCUUAUGUUUCCAUAUUUUCUCGUGGAAGGAUUUGAAAAAUAUGGUUAGUUAUUCUCUGAAAUUAUGAUAUUAUUUCACUGCUAAUAUUUUGUAAAGCAAAGAAAAUAAUUGCAUAGUAAAAAAGGUCUCAUCUUACUAACUUUCCAUAACUUGAAAAUUACCGAAGAAAAUAGAAUGGAAAUAUUUUCAAAUAAUAAUAUUCAAAAUUAAUCUCUCGGUACGUGAAAUUUUGUUUCAGUUGCACUAUAGUAAGUGCCAGGAAAAUACCAAUGAAAAAAAGUAAAAUUGAAUGAAAUGUAGAAUAAAUCUUGGCAAAUCGCGAAUUCUUUCGGCACAAUGCUGUAUUAUUGUAAUUGUAAAUAAGAGCGUUCUGCUGUCUCAUGUACAGUGUAUAGAAGAGAAUUCAAUGUGUUCAGUUUUAGUAGAAAGUCAGUGUGUUACCUUAGUGUGUUACCUUAGUUCAUAGAACUGCCGAAAAAUAUGUCCAGUUUCUUUUAGUAAAUGUCAAUGAUUUUGUAGAUGUAAAUAGCGUACUUGAAGCAUGGAUAUAUUUAAACAAAGAUACUCAAACUAUAAGGUAUACAAUGAAUUAGCAUAGAUUAGAAUCUAGAUAGAUUUAACUCAUUCACCCCUGAAAUUUCAUAAUGAACUAUUCCAACCUUUGAAUUGGAAGAGUUCAAAUGUGUCUUCAGGGAUGAAGAGAUAAGGAAUCCAAAUUAAUUUCAGAAAUAAAUCCUUUCAAAAUGACACAAUAUUUUUUAGGAAUGGGUAGGGCUGUUUCCUUCAAAUAUAUAGAUUUUAACUGUCACCAUUUUCAUAAGAUAUACAAUGUUUAUAUCUAUAUUAUUAUAAUUCUUCGAUAAUAGAAAUGUAUAACACCAAUAUUGUCAAGUGUAUACAAACACUAUAUACUAAUUAAACUAUAGCAUUAACAGUAAAAACACAUGCACUCAGGUAAUUAAUAAAUUAUGAAUCUUACUUUUAUGAUAAUAAAUCCAAUUCAUACGCCAUAAAUAAUCAUCUAUUUAAGUCAUAAAUAUCAUAUAUUAACAUGUUUCAUCACAGGAAAAAAAGUGAAGUCAAAUUUAAACUUUAGUAAUGUGUUUUUUUCUAAAUAACAAAAUCCUAAACUAUAAUGAAGCAAUAAAUUAUAAGUUUUUUGAAUGUCAGUAUUUUAUUAAAAAGAUAAUAUGCAUUAAGUAAGUUUGGAAGUCAAAGUAAAAUAAAAAAAAAUGUGUAAUUUUUUGUUAGAAUAAUUACUUUAAUAAUUUUAUAUUUCUUCGAUAAAUAAAAUUUCAAUUAAUAGGUUUUGGUUUUGGUUGUAUGAAAAUAUAAUCUACUGAUGAAAAUAUGAUCUACUGACUGUUAGUAUAAGCAUGUGUAACUUAAGGGUUUAAUUAUCUUUGAAAUCAAGGAUUCUGCUCUUGAUACAAAAAUCUUCUUUUGCCCUUGAAACAUGUCUAUAAUUGAAAAUCAGAGGUUCUCAGUAACCUAUUUGAAUGGAUUUAGGUAUAACAACCUGACCAAUCGCUAGGCUGAUACCUGUCCUUUGGGGACAGAGAAGCUGCACCCAGCUUAAAAGCUUGUCAAUAUUACCGUUAUGCUGCCUCGUGAUUCCUUUAAUCUUUAACAAAGACAUUUGACUGGAGCUACUUGUAUUGUCCGCAGGUUGUUGGAUAAGAGCUUCAAUUUUGUCAUGAUAUUAUCCCAAGAGUAUACUGCAAAGACAUGUUUCAAAAGCAGAACCCUUUAAUUUCAAAGGUUGGGUUUAAACUGUGCCCUUUGAAUUCAUGAAUUUAUGUCAGUUUGUUAUCGGGGGUGGGGGUUUGUCUUUGUCAACCAAUUGUGAACUAAUUAAAAUUGUACAUAUUAAUUAUGAAAAAUAUCUAUAGGAAAUCAUGUGUAACAUUUGAUGGUGUUGUCGCAUGUGUGUAUCAAGGUUAGGGAAUGAGUGAUUUUGAUGUUGUUGCUGCUGUGUACGAAUGUUCUGACUCGUCAAGAUAUCAUAUAGAGCUUUAGAAGUAGUGUUUUGUUCCGAGUAGCCCUAUCCCGCUUCUAGCUGUAGAUGUAGUGAUUUAUCUAUAAAUAGGGUGUUAGUUCUUUAAAUGUCGGGAAGUCCUAAGGUCCUUUAUAACUCAUUCACCCCUGAAGACAUAUUUGAACUCUUCCAAUUCAAAGGUUGGAAUAGUUCAUUAUGAAAUUUCAGGGGUCCUUUUUAGUGCCAGUUUUUUUCACAUGUUGCAAUGUAUGUAGAAGAGGCUUAGCUUUUUUUUUUCAAAUUUUGCUUUUUCCCCCAAACUAGUUUUGAAGUUGUUUUUAAAGAAUUUUUCUCCAAGAUCAUGUGCGUAUCAAUUUUUCCUAACGGUGUCAGUGUCUUUGAUGUCAAUACAAUUAAUUAACAUGCAUGUUCAGUAAGAUAUGAAAAAAACUGCUAAGGAUUUAUGCUCUACAGUAUUACAUGUGUAACAGUUAACAUUGAUAGCACUAUCCUCUUUCAAGAAACAGGAUCCCAAAUAGUUUAUAUAUAUAUAUAUAAACAAACAUGUGAAAAAAAAUCCUGAAGAAAAUUGGGGUCCCUUGUAGUUAUUUAGCUUAUUCUGAUACAAAAACAAAAAGAGGGUAUGUGUGAUCAAUAAGUUUUGUUUCCAAGUUACCGUAAGCAUGACAUGUUUUAGUUUUGAACCUAUUGAUGCAAGCUUGAGGUGAUUCCUCGCCAUUUUGUAUACAGAACUGCAUGCCUACAGUGUAUCAUACAGUUUCACCUGAUCCAAACCACAUGACCCAAUAAAGAUCAUAUUUAGUACAAUGCAUAUGAUGUUCACAAUGUUUUAGUGUUCUACCUUUUUCAUUAGAAUGUACAAAAUCAUAACUUCUUGUCAAUGUUUAAUAUUUCAAUUAAUCUUAACAAAUUGAAAAUCAUGAUCCAGUAAAAAAGAAUUAUCGUACAUUUCUUAUAUCUCAUUUCUACAAAUCUCAGAUGUUUAAACCCCACCAUAUUGUGGUUAGUACAAGAGGUUGUCAGAUUUCUAACCCACAACUAAUACAUCGUAGAUUCUGUAAUAAUACUAAAUGCCUAAUCUGGCAAAAUAAUGAAAUGAUCCUAAUGUUAAAUUGAACUUCAUCGCUAAAGAGUUGAUGGUAGGUUAAAUUUUUAUCAUCUGUAUCAUCCUGCACAGUAAUAAAUAACUUAUUGUUUAUGAAGAGUCAUAGUCUAUCAACAUACUACACUUACAUAUGGUUUAACAUAUAAGAGAGGUCAGAGUUACUGAAAUUCAGCCAAACUAAAUCAAAAUGAAUUAAAAAAAGUGAUAUUUCAUUGUUACCUCAGUUAUAACUACAAUCACUCUUGCAAGAUAUUUUUAAAUGGAUUAUUGGAAAGGAUCUUCAUGUUAGGGGUUUUCAAAUGAAAUCCCAAGGGAACAGCUGGACCAAAAGGCAGGCUGUCUCCUCUUGCUUCCUAAAGAGUUGUGCUAGCUUUAGACUACAUACUAAUAUGCAUAAACAACAGACAAUAGGGCUUUGUGAUUUUCUAAUGCAUGUAAUAAACAUUCUUUUAAAAAUCAAAGCACUUUGAAAAGAUAUUAAAAAGAUGUCAUGAAAUAAUAUUCAAAAUGGAAAAAAAUCAAUAAUAUUUCUUCUGUUAGUAAAUUAUCAAGUAUGGUUCUUUUGUAAGUUUGAAAUUGGUUCCAAAAUAGUAAACAGUUUUUUGUCUAUUGAAAGUAUUUUUUCAACUUAAAAAGACAGUUAUUUUUAUAUUUAUUUUUCCUUUACCUUUUGUGUCAAGGUAAAGGACAUUGAUUUGGAGAUAUUAAAAUAAAAAUUAUGCAUUGUUCCAAGUAUAAAAAACUACUGUAUCGAUCAGUCAGCCUAUAAUAUGUAAUGUAUUUGUACUUUGCUUCUCUCAAUGGACACACCCAUUUACGCUUGACAAGAUCGCUAUGGUGAUCAAAGGUUCUUUUCUUUAUUCAAGCUUCAUACAUCAAUGGUAAUAUGGUAAUAAUAAACUGGUCAAAUAUUUA